CGCAGUAGCUGUUUCACUCAUUCUUUUCCAUUUCCUUCUGCGCAUAAUUGUCUGCGAAAGACUUGAUGCAACGACGUGAGAUUUCCCGUUCAAGAACCAUCGCCUGUUGUGAUGCCUUCUGCAGAGACCUCAAUGGUCCAAAACCCGGACGGCCCUGUUGUGGAGUUUGCAUGGUCAACCCUUUCAGCGGCUUUAAGCUGGAUUGGAGCCACCGUGCUUGGCGUCACGGCGGGAACCAUCGUUGUCACAUCGCUGGCAUAUUUCAAGGGACACUACAACGACGUGCAGCGAAAAAACUCCUCAGAACGCCUGCACGUCCAACCGUGCUACACGAAGAGCUGUCAACAUGCGGCCGAGGCACUAGCCACUACCCUGAGUUUCAACGUGAAUCCUUGCCACGACUUCUUCGCCUUCGUCUGCGACAGAUACAACGAACAUAUUCCAGACGCCUUCACAGGUGGACGCAACAGUAUCUUGAGUUACGCCAUAGCUCUUCUGUUCGUGCCCCCGGCCGCCGAGGGUCGUCAACUGUCUGCCAUUGAGAAAGCCGCCACUUUGUUCAGAUCGUGCAUGCGUCUCUUCUCAUCGGACAACCAGGAUUCCAGGUAUGUGCUCUCCAACAUGAUGGACGACAUGCACGUCAGUCUGGACCUUCCGCCCCCGACUUUCGAUCCCUUCGAAUCGAUGGUACGCUUGGGAUUGGAGUACAACAUCCCCGUCUUCGUAUCCAUCGCAGUUGGAAACAACCUAGACCGGAGAAAGGGUAGAACCAUGCAGAUAUCGCACAGCAGGAAAGAGUUGGAGUGGUACGCCAAGAGGAAGAAGAACCGCAGACAGGCACGGAAGGUAUAUCACGAGUGCUACAAGGCGUACUUCAAAGGCACGUACGACCAGACGUCGUUAGGCAUCAGAGCCGAUAUGUUCGCGAGAGAUAUUGAGCAGGCGGAGGAAGAUGCUUCUAAUAUCGCCUGGAAUGUCCCUCUUAGGGACUCAGAUAGGCCGUCAUACCAGGAGACGACUGUAGGACAACUUCCAGAUGACUGGCCGGUUGUACUGAUAAAUCUCGGAAAACAAUAUGUCCACGAGAAGGACGUGGUGUUCGUCGAUCCAAAAGCCACUACAUUUAUCAAAUCUUUGCGUAGCCGUUUUGCUGACAUUGAAAUGAAAAUCCUCAUAGCGUGGGUUUUGCUAAGAGAGUACGGCGUGUAUGUUAGUCCGUCUUUCUUGACGACUCUAUCGCCGUCGCGAUCGCCUCGAGACAUGUGCUCUGCACGAGUUUCGGAAGUAAUGCCGGUGGCGUUUUCUGCGUCCUACCUUUCUAAAGUGAUCACUGAAGACGCUAUCCAAGCAGCGGAGGGCAUUGUGCUCAACGUCAGAGACGCCUACAUCGCAUCGCUCAUCAACACCAGCUCGCUCGAUGACGAACCGAAAGCAGCCGCCAUCGCAAAGUUGAAGGCCAUGGAGUUCUAUUCAGCGUACCCAAAGGGUCUCAUCGACGUCCAGCAACUAGAUGCGUAUUACGAAGGAUACACACCGGAGGAACGGGAGCCAUUCUUUGACGCUUGGCUGCGAGGGGCUAAAGCCAGUCUUGGGUAG
Messenger RNA from Ornithodoros turicata, 1596 nucleotides. Its product is annotated as neprilysin-like. Bases 112 to 1596 code for a protein of 494 amino acids. Lineage: Eukaryota; Metazoa; Arthropoda; Arachnida; Ixodida; Argasidae. Gene Ontology annotation, cellular component: plasma membrane. The transcript has 2 exons. The record is from RefSeq and is a predicted model, not a curated record. Gene Ontology annotation, biological process: protein processing. Gene Ontology annotation, molecular function: metalloendopeptidase activity.